UUAAACCUAGAGCUAAGCGAUGAAAGGAGCUAGCCAAGUGGAAAAGUGUUGCGGACAAGGGCCUGUGCUGGGGAGAUGCUCAGUGCCACUAUGUGGAAAGCUCUGUGUGUGCAGUAGUGAAGAUGUUAGCCUUACCCGGAGGAACUCCCAUGCCAAACCAUAUAGAAGGUCACACACUUGGGCUAAGUGCUGGGUGACAGGGAGGGGGACAAGUGUUGUGGAUUUGGAAGAGUGCCUGCAAAUGGAGGCCUAACCUAAGGUGUGACCACCCCUUUCCUCUAUACGGGGACUGCCACCACCCUCACAGACACCCAUGGUUCAUUGCCCACUAGGCUCCUGCUCGCCCCAGCAUCCUCUGCGCAGCCACGCAGAAGCCGGGUGCCCCAGGGAGCCUGGCUACCAUGCCAUCUCCUCUCCCUGUCUCCUUCCUCCUCUUUCUUACCUUAGUAGGAGGCAGGCCCCAGAAGUCCUUACUGGUGGAGGUAGAAGGUAUGUCUAUCUAUCUGUCUGUACGUCUGGGGGGAAGGAGCUAGGGUUGAAAGUCUGGGUUCUGAGUUGAGUAACUGGCCUUCUUGGAGCCUCCAUUUUCUUACUUGUAAACUGGGAGGAGUCAGAAAGACCCUUAGAGCUUCCAUAUGGUGGACUUCUGGGGUCCUUUGAUUUAUGAGGAGGGAAGAGGGGCUGGGGCUCCCCUUUUCCUCUCCCCACAGAGGGAGGCAAUGUUGUGCUGCCAUGCCUCCCGGACUCCUCACCUGUCUCUUCUGAGAAGCUGGCUUGGUAUCGAGGUAACCAGUCAACACCCUUCCUGGAGCUGAGCCCCGGGUCCCCUGGCCUGGGAUUGCACGUGGGGUCCCUGGGCAUCUUGCUAGUGAUUGUCAAUGUCUCAGACCAUAUGGGGGGCUUCUACCUGUGCCAGAAGAGGCCCCCUUUCAAGGACAUCUGGCAGCCUGCCUGGACAGUGAACGUGGAGGAUAGUGGUGAGUGCCUGGUGGGGCUGGGUUGUGGAGGUAAAGAGGAGCUCUCCAUGGACAGAGGAAGUUCUUUGGUCUGGCAGGGCUGCAGCGGCGAAGAAGGAAUUAGUUCUAGGCACCUACUUCCUAUGGUUUGGUAACUGCUCUGAGCUACUCCGUAUCUCUGUCUCGCUUGUCUGUUAGUCAUAGUUGCUUUCUCCCUGUAUCUCUGGCUCUGCUCUUCCCAGCCUUUGUAUCUCCCCCUUCUCCUGGUCUGUAUCUAGUCUGGGGUCUCUUCCCAGGGGAGAUGUUCCGGUGGAAUGCUUCAGACGUCAGGGACCUGGACUGUGACCUAAGGAACAGGUCCUCUGGGAGCCACAGGUCCACUUCUGGUUCCCAGCUGUAUGUGUGGGCUAAAGACCAUCCUAAGGUCUGGGGAACAAAGCCUGUAUGUGCCCCUCGGGGGAGCAGUUUGAAUCAGAGUCUAAUCAACCAAGAUCUCACUGUGGCACCCGGCUCCACACUUUGGCUGUCCUGUGGGGUACCCCCUGUCCCAGUGGCCAAAGGCUCCAUCUCCUGGACCCAUGUGCAUCCUAGGAGACCUAAUGUUUCACUACUGAGCCUAAGCCUUGGGGGAGAGCACCCGGUCAGAGAGAUGUGGGUUUGGGGGUCUCUUCUGCUUCUGCCCCAAGCCACAGCUUUAGAUGAAGGCACCUAUUAUUGUCUCCGAGGAAACCUGACCAUCGAGAGGCACGUGAAGGUCAUUGCAAGGUCAGUGUGGCUCUGGCUGUUGAGAACUGGUGGAUGGAUAGUCCCAGUGGUGACUUUAGUAUAUGUCAUCUUCUGUAUGGUUUCUCUGGUGGCUUUUCUCUAUUGUCAAAGAGCCUUUAUCCUGAGAAGGAAAAGGAAGCGAAUGACUGACCCCGCCAGGAGAUUCUUCAAAGUGACGCCUCCCUCGGGAAACGGGACCCAGAACCAGUACGGGAAUGUGCUCUCCCUUCCUACAUCUACCUCUGGCCAGGCCCAUGCUCAGCGUUGGGCUGCUGGCCUAGGGAGUGUCCCUGGGUCCUAUGGAAAUCCACGCAUUCAAGUCCAGGAUACUGGAGCUCAGAGCCAUGAAACAGGACUGGAAGAAGAAGGGGAGGCCUAUGAAGAGCCAGACAGCGAGGAGGGCUCUGAAUUCUAUGAGAACGACUCCAACCUUGGGCAGGACCAGGUUUCCCAGGAUGGGAGUGGCUAUGAGAACCCCGAGGAUGAGCCCAUGGGUCCAGAGGAAGAAGACUCCUUCUCCAAUGCUGAGUCUUAUGAAAAUGCAGAUGAGGAGCUGGCCCAACCAGUUGGCAGGAUGAUGGACUUCCUGAGCCCCCAUGGGUCUGCGUGGGACCCCAGCCGGGAAGCAUCCUCGCUUGGGUCCCAGUCCUAUGAAGAUAUGAGAGGGAUCCUCUAUGCAGCUCCUCAGCUCCACUCAAUUCAGUCCGGUCCCAGUCAUGAAGAAGAUGCAGACUCUUAUGAAAACAUGGAUAAGUCUGACGACCUAGAACCAGCAUGGGAAGGAGAGGGCCACAUGGGGACUUGGGGAACCACGUGACUCCCAAGUGACUAGCCUGGACUUCGUUAGGUCCCAAGAACCACAUCUGAUUCUGAAAUCUGGAGAUCCCAGAUGGUGUCAGUCAGUGAAAUGACCUUGAUCAGGAUGUGUGCAUGCUGACACACACACACUCAUAUGCAUGUUCAAGCAAAGCUUCCUUUUGACCCUUUGCUUUCCCCAAAUAAACCCAAUUAGCCACUCAAAUUCUCUGAAGCCGGCCCUUGUGUGGGAUAGGAAGGGAAGAUGGGGUUGAAUCCAGCCCUGAGUCACCCAGAGGAAGGAGAACUGAGGUCUGAGUACAUCCUGGCUCUAGCCUUCCCAUGGCCUGGCAUUUAGCCACCUAACAUCCAGUGAUGCAAAUAUGUCCAGCCGCUACAUUCCAUGGUGUCCCACAAGGGAGAGACAGUGAUGGGACUAGCAGACUGUUUGGUUGUAACCCAUCCCUGCUCACCCUGCACAAACUGGGAAACACUGUCUGCCUCUCUUUUAAUCCUGCCUGCUCCAGGCUAACAGGCCAGUACCCUCACCUUCGAGUUUCUGGCAACACUACCUGAGUGCCUGCUCAGGGGGUUCAGCUUCUGACCAUAUGUAGACACCACCCCAGCUCUGAGUUUACACAUCAUCACCCCUUGCCUAAGACCUGAAACCCCCCUUUACCUUCGCCCAGGUGUGCCAUUUCCCUGCUCCCUCCUGCAUCCUUGGGACCUGUGAACCUACUCAAGUGCUGCUCUCAAUAAAUCUGCCUUUAUACUUUCUAA
This is a messenger RNA of Mus musculus (house mouse), 3296 nucleotides long. It is a transcript of the gene Cd19, whose product is annotated as CD19 antigen. The record is from RefSeq and is a predicted model, not a curated record. The coding region runs from base 1258 to 2538 and encodes 426 amino acids. The transcript is spliced from 14 exons. Gene Ontology annotation, biological process: regulation of B cell activation; B cell proliferation involved in immune response. Lineage: Eukaryota; Metazoa; Chordata; Mammalia; Rodentia; Muridae. Gene Ontology annotation, cellular component: plasma membrane; membrane raft.